Messenger RNA from Rhincodon typus (whale shark), 545 nucleotides. Its product is annotated as ras-related and estrogen-regulated growth inhibitor-like protein. The transcript has 3 exons. Lineage: Eukaryota; Metazoa; Chordata; Chondrichthyes; Orectolobiformes; Rhincodontidae. The record is from RefSeq and is a predicted model, not a curated record. Gene Ontology annotation, molecular function: GTP binding; GTPase activity. The annotation marks the transcript as partial.
CUCUUGCCGUCCGGUUCCUCACUCGACGCUUCAUUGGAGAGUACAGCCAUAUUGAAACCAUUUACACUCACAACGUGACCAUCGACGGUGCGGAGACUCGCUUCCAUGUUUGGGACUCUCCGAACCCCCAGUGCCGCGGGGCGAUGGCCCACCCGAGCGAGCAGCAGAUGCGCUGGGCCGACGGUUUCGUCCUCGUCUACAGCAUCCUCGACAGGCGGAGCUUCGAGGUGGCGCGGUGGCAGCUGGCGUGGCUCCAUCGGGAGGCAGGCAGCGCCCGGGCCCCCGUGGUGCUGGUGGCCAACAAGACUGACCUGUGCCACCGGCGGGUGGUCUCGGUGGAGGAAGGGCGCCUCCUGGCGCUGGGCAGCGGCUGCGCCUUCCUGGAAGUCUCGGUGGCCGAGAGCUACCACACGGUCGCCCUGGCCUUCCAACAGCUGAUGGCAAUGGUGCAGGGGUCCAGGGCAGUGCCCAAACGGGCAGCGGGGCUACGGGGCAUCGUUCGCAGCAUGUCUGCCGUGUUCGGGGGCAAGCGCCGAGUGGACUAA